AUGGGGUGGUGGUAUUAUGGUAUGAGAUGGGGGAGGGGGGGGGGAUAUAAUUUAUGGGGAGUGGGUAGUGGUGGGGGGUGUAUUUGGGGUGGGGGUUAUUAUUGGUUAAUUGGUUUGGGGUGGGGGGUGGAGGUGGGGUUGGUGUGGGUGGAUGGGGGGUGUGGGGUGUUGUGUGGGGGUGUGUUGGGUGGUGGUGUUGGGUGGUGGGGGGUAUUGGUGGGUUAUUGGUGUUUGGGUGGGGUGUUUGGUGGGUUGGGGGGUUUUUUUGAUUGGUGUUUUUUGUUUGGGGUGUUGGUGGGUUUGGGGGGGAGUGGUGGGGGGGUUGUGUUGGGGUUGUGGGUUUGGGUGGGGGGUUAUUUUAGAGUUUGGUGGGUUUUUGUGGUUGGGGGGGGUUAUGUGGUUUGUGGGUUAUGUAUUAUGGGGAGUUGGGUGGUGGGUAGGGUGUGGUGUGAUUGUGGUGGUGUAGAUGGGGGGGUUGUGGGUUUGUUGUGUAUGGGGUAUGGUGGUGGGGGGUGGGUGGGGGGUGGGGGGGUGAUGGAGGUGAGUUGGUUUGAUGUGGAGUAUGGGGGUUGUGGGGGUUUGGAGUGGGUGGGUGUUUGGGGGUGUGGGUUUGGUUGUGUUGUGGGGUUGGGUUGGGUGGUUGUGGGGUGGGGUGGGGGGGAGGGUGUAGGGGGGGGUGGUGGUUUGUGUUGGGGGUGGGUAUGGGGGGGGGUGGGUUGUGGGUUGGGUGGUGUGUUUUUUGGGGUUGUGGGGGGGUUGGGUUGUUUGGUUGGGGGGGGUGGGGGUUUUUGUGGUAUGAGUUUGUUGUGGGUUGGGUGGGUGGUGGUGGGUUUGGUUGUGAAGAGUGUUUUUGGGGUUUGUGUGUUGGGGGGGUUGGUUGGGUAUGUGGAUUGUGUUGGGGGGGGUGUGGGGGGUGUGUGGGGGGUGGGGUGGGGGGGUUGGGGGUGGUGGUGUGGUGGGGGGGGGUGGGGGUGGGGGGGUGUGGGGGGUGGGGUGGGGGGGGGGUGGGGGGGUGUUUGUGGGGUGGGGGUGUGGGGGGUUGUGGUGGGGGGUAGUUGUGGUGGUGUUGAGGGGUGUUGUGGUUGUGUGUGUGGGGGGUUGGGUUUUUGGUGGGUUUGGGUGGGUGGUGUGGGGGGGGGGGUGGGGGGUGUUUGGGGGGGUGUUUUGGUUUAUGGUUGUUUUUGGUGGUGGUGGGGGUUUGGGGGGGGGGGGGGGUGUGUUGGUGUGUGUGGGGGUGUGGGGGGGUGGGGGUGUUUUUUGUGGGGGGGUGUGGUGGGUGUGUGUGUGUAUUUGGGUGGUGGGGGGUGUGGGGGUUUGGUGUGUGUGGGGGUGAUGGGUGGGGGUGGGUGGGUUGGGGGGGGGUGGGGGGGGGGGGUGUGUGGGGGUGUGUGUGUUUGUUGUGGUUUUUGUGGUGGGGGGUGUUGGUUGUGGUGUUGGUUGGGGGGGGUUUUGUUGUUUUGUGGGUUUGUGGGGUGGUGGGGGUUUUUUGUUGUUUGUGGUGUUGGUGAUUUGGGUGGGGUUGUGGGUGGUGUGUGUGUGGUGUGUGUUGGGGGGGGUGGGUGUGGGGGGGUGGGUGGGGGGUGUGGGGUGUGGUUUUUGGUGAUAGAUGGUUGGUGUUUUUGUUGGGGGUUGGGGGUGGGGGUGUUUGUGGUGGUGUGUGGGGGGUUGGGGGGUGGGUUGUGGGGGUGGGUGAGGGUGGGUGGGUGGGGGGGGUGGGUUGUGGGGUUGGGGGGGUUGGGUUUGUGGGUUGGUGGGGGGGGUUGUGGGGGGGGGGGGGGGGUGGUGUUUGUGUUUGUGGGGUGUUUGGGGGGUGGUUUGGGUGUGUGGUUGGGGGGUGUUGGGUUGUGGGUGGUGUGGGUGGGGGGUGGUGUUGGGUUGGGUGGGGUUUGUGUGUUUUUUGUUUUGGUGGUUUUUGUGUGUGGUGGGGGGGGGUGUGUGGGGGGUGGGGGGUGGGGUGUGUGGAGGGUGUGUGGGGUGGGGGUGUGGGGGGGGGGGGGUGGGGGGGGGGGGGGGGUGGAGGGGGGGUGGGGUGUGUUUGUGGUGUGGGGGGUUGGGGGGGGGGGGUGGUUGUUGUGGUGGGGGGGGGGGGGGGGGGGUGGGGUGUGGGGGGGGGGGGGGUGGGUUGGGUGGGGUGGGGGUGUGGGGGGGUGUUGGGUUGUGGGUGGGGGGGGGGGUUGUGGGGGGGGGGGUGGUGGGUGUUUGGGUGUGGGGGUGGUGGGUGGGGUUGUGGGGGUAGGGGUGGGUGGGGGGGUGGGUUGGUGGGGGGGGGGGGUUGUGGUUGUUUUGGUUUGUGUAUGUUGGGUGGGGGUUUGGUGUUGGUUUGGUUGUUGUGUUUGUUGUUGGGGGGGGGGGGUGUGUGUGGUGGGGGGGGUGUGGUGUUGUUUGUGGUUGUGUGGUUGUUGUUUGUGUGUUUUUGUUUGGUGGUGUGUGGGGUGUGGGUUUUAUGAUAGUAUAUGUGGUGGGUUGUUGUGGUUUGGUGUGUUGGUGUUGUGGUGGGUGUUGGAUGUUAUUGUUGGUUGGUGUUUUUGUUGGGGUGUUUGGGGUGUUUUGUUGGGGUGUUUAAGGGGUGUUUGGGUUGGGGUGGUUGAGGUUUAUGGGUAUUAG
Knipowitschia caucasica is the source of this 2604-nucleotide messenger RNA. The record is from the annotation of a GenBank genome assembly. Lineage: Eukaryota; Metazoa; Chordata; Actinopteri; Gobiiformes; Gobiidae.